GAGUGGUUAUUAAAGGAUUCGCGGCUCGAGGUCCUCAGCGGCACUCGUGGCUCUAUUGUUAAAAAGUCUCAGUUGCCCAGCCAAGCUUGACGAGUGUCUAUGGAAAAGGCUUCGCUAAAAAAAAGUCUUGUCUGACUUUGGUGGUUAUCGCUUGUUGAGUCUGUUUUAAGAUCAGCUGUUGGGUUAAAAAAAAAAGAAAGCGGGAGAGACAGAGAGAGAAAGUGGAAUGCCGGAAAAAUAAAGAAAAGCCAAUCCGAUCGCACAGAGUGAAGAUCAUGCGGCUGACGUCGCGUCCGGCCCCGGUAAAGGAAAGCCGUGAUUAGAAAUUGGCCCGACGGCGCAGCAGCCGCGAUUAAAUCGACAGCGGACUCGUUGUGUGUCCAGGAAAAGUUUGAGAUGAGCCAGUGGCUAACUUUGAAUAGCAUUUGGAAGAGCUUGGAAUCGCAUCGAUUGUGCUGACUGACCGAGUGGAUUGCAUCUCGUGCCCAUCUCACCGCACCCCACCCAAACCCGCCGGGGCGCUUGUCCCGUUCGGCACUCUCCUUAUGGAAAUGGAGUUCGCUGAGCCGCCGGCCCGUUGGCUCGUCCGAAACGUUUUGGCUUUCGGUUUUCUGUGCGGCAGUAUUCUGGGAGCAGGUCCCACUGAGUUGAUCCUCGCCUUCCCCGCUCGCAUGUCCGUUUCAAAGCCCUGGGAUUUCUUGUCAGUGGUACAGCUUGGCCAAGAUGCACAGGGAAACUCCAGCCUCCGCAGUCGCUCCGAGCACAUGCUACUUCAGCAACCAUCUGGUUCUUCCAGACUUCCUGUUGUCCAGGCUGCCUUUGGUCCUUUCACUGUAAAGAAGGAACUGAAUCCAUCCCUGUUUCCUUCAGCUCCUUUCUUGCAUGCAUCUAUUUUGGGAGGACCUGAGAUGGUGGUGACGGAGAUUCACCCCUGGGUUCGCGUUUUAUUCCACUGGAGUGGGAUCAGGGAGUGGAGAAAUGAGUCGAGAGAGCAGGGAAUGCCAUGCGUCACCCUGCACGCCUUCAAAGAGACCCGUGAACUGAGGGCCACAUGUCAUCUCCAGCAUCCUUUGGGAGCCUGUGUGUCAUCUCUCACCCUUCCAGACUCUUGGUUCCUUCCAGAUGGUGCCAGUGUGGCCACAGGACAAAAAGUCGAGCUGUACUACAGAGCCACCAAGUUAGCCAUGACUUCCCCAACUUGUGUUGAUGCUGCCUUGCACCCUUCCCAAAGUGAGUUGUUCUAUGUCGGAUAUGUCAAGCUGCAGAGGAAGGAGCCCACUGCAACUCCGGACACACGACAGGCAGACGCUGGCAGGCUGAAAAGGUGGGGAGGAGAAAAGGAGGAGCUGGCAGUGGAUACCAACGUUGUGAUCCGUUCUCCACAAGGGCCGCUCAAGCUGGGACGACCUAUUACGGUUUCCAUUCUCCUCCGUGGGAACUUUACAGCAGACUUAGUGGUUAUCAGGGCAAAGCUGAAGAAGGGGCUCAGCGUAGUAUCCGUGAGCCCACCCAUCAGUCCUCACACGUGGUCAAUCAGUGUGGAGAAAAUGAUGGGCUCCAAACAUCACACUACGUCUGUGAUUUGUCGCAGGGCACAGGGUGCUCAGCUCAAAGAUGAGCACAGCUCCACGUCCUUAAUGGAGGUAGCUCAGCUGUCUCUACACUCGGAAAAUUUUACCGGCAUAGCUGUGACCCGGCGGAUAUCAUGGCAGGUGGAGUACCCAGGCAGAAACCCACUUGGCAACAUGGAAGGUGGAGCACUGACUCAGAUCACGCUCACUCACAAGGAAGUGCUGGCCAUUGUCCCCAUAGCCGAGAGCCUUUCACUGGUGAACACCGCAGUGCUUACUGGCCAGGCUGUUUCAGUUCCAGUUACCGUUCUUGCGGUUGAACAGGAUGGGACGGUAUCUGACAUCACUCACUCUGUCAACUGUCGUUCAGCCAACGAGGAUGUCCUAAAGGUUUCGGGGAACUGUGCUUCCAUUUAUGUGAAUGGAGAGGAGUCAGCCCAGGGUGCUACAGCAGCGGUGGUAGAGUUUUACCUGGAGAGCCUUCGCAAUACCCUGACCCUUUCAGUGUGGGUACCAAGGAUCCCUCUUACCAUUCAGCUAUCGGACCCUCAUCUCAGUCAGAUAAAGCCGUGGAAGGUCCAUCACCUAGACCGAGGAUGCUCCCUGCAGUACCAGCGCUCUUCUGUUCAAGUUCUGGCCCAGUUUGCUGCUAUUCUUCCAGAAGAGGAAGGCGGCCAGUUAGCUUUCAUGUUGGAUGCCGAUGACUGGUUUGUGGAUGUUACCGAGAUGGUGAGGGACUGGCUGAAAACCGAGAACCCUAGGAUAGCAAAGAUAAACAAGGCUGGGAUCCUGAUUGGACAAGAGCCUGGAGUGACAUCAAUACAGGUUGUCUCCUCCCUCUGGGACACGGUCAUAGCUCAGCAUCAGGUGACCGUGACAGCUGAUAAGGUGACUUUAGGUGACCUCUCAGUCCAGCUGAUCUCUGGCCUGGUGCUGUCUGUGAAGCCUAGCCCAGGUCACAAUGGCGUGGUGACUGCCGCAGUUAGUGCUCUGCAGCACCUACACAUGUUUGGCCAGGAGGCAGUGCUCAGAGUCUGGCUUCAGUUCAGCGAUGACACAGUUGUGCCCCUUGAGAUAUUUGACACAGAAAGUUACUCCUUACAGCUCUCAUCACUCGCUGAAGGUGUAAUCAGCUUGGAGUAUAGUGAUGAACGAAAUCGGGAAGAUGAGGAAGCCAUGCCCCGGGCUGUGGCCCGUGGGGAGGGAGGUGGACCAUUAAUCAAAGCAGAACUAAAUGAUGGAACCAUGAGCUGCCAUAAAGCAAAGUCAUCAGGUCGCAAGAAGUUGGGAACUCUGGCUGCUGGGUCAGGCUGGGUGAGGGUCAACUUUGAUUUAUCUGGGCAGAAUGACCAGAGGCAGGAGGCUACAGUGGAAGAUCUGGAGAUGGACUUUUUGGAGCUCCAUGAGGAGCAUUAUGAUGAAGAUAAGGACGAUGAGGUGGCAGAAUUUUUGUUUGGCCGUGAAGAAGGUGCUGCCAUCCAAGACAAUGCCGCUGCUUCCAAGGCCAGCUUGGAGUUUGAGAACGACUCUCUGCUCCGUCUGACUGAGGAAGACCAGCUCUUUGGAGAACAGGUGGAUGCAGAGGGCCAGCUCAAUUCCAAGUGGGAGGACGACAAUUUGCAAAGACUGGGAAAGCUCUCUGACUUUGAGAUCGGAAUGUACGCCCUACUGGCAGUCUUCUGUCUGGGCAUCACAGUCUUCUUUGUAAAUUGCAUUAUGUUUGUGCUACGGUAUCACAGAAAGGGCCCUUUUGAGGUCAAAGAGCAGCCAAUGGGACAAGGAAACCUCAAAAGUCCCCACAACUGGGUCUGGAUGGGUACAGACUGGGAAGAGCUGGGUCGCCAGGCAGAUCUGGCGGACCUCGCCAAUCAGAAGAAAGGCAAGUCCCCGAUCAAGUCCGAAGUAAUCAAGGAAGAGGAGGAGGAUGGCGGCCUUCACAUUGUGCCAAGCCUCUUAAACACGGAGAAACAUCUUUGUGGCGACGCUGAGGAGUACUCUGCUGUGACGGCAAGUCUUCUAGGCCUAAAGGCCACCGAUGAGAGUGCCACAGAGGAGGAAACGAGGGCUGACCACGUUUGCGAGGGUGUAACGCACAGCCACUUCCCUCCGUUCACUGAAAACUCCAAGCGCCAGGCGGGGUCCAUCUUGGUAGCCUCAGAAGAGGAUAUUCGAUGGCUGUGCCAAGACAUGGGCAUCAGUCAGCAGGCAGAGCUGGAAAACUACAUGGCCAAAAUAAAGCUGAGCUCUGAGAAGCUUGGCUAGCAUGCAUAAAGGCAGCUAAAACCACAACUCGGAUGUUGAGGACUGGGCCUAUCCUGUAUUGGCAAAAGCCAAAGCUUCAAUAUGGCAGCCAACAUCAAAUGCCCUCCAGUCAGUGGGGUCCAUUCAUACAGAGCAGAGCGUGUGUGUGUUUGUGUGUGUGUGCGUAUAAUCAAGAAGAGCAAUACUAAAAAGGCCAAUGUGUUGCAGGUCAGAUCACCUUUAGGGACAAAAUGUUUAGAGUUCGUUCAGGAUGAAAAAAAGUCCUAAAUGGAGAUAAAAAGGUAAGAGAAAGCUGGGGACUGAAACAGGCUUCCUUUCACACCUGCCUAGAUUUGAUGGAGCCCCAACAGCCCCAAACUUCUCUUCAUAUAACACUGGGUAAAAAAAAAAGAAUAAAUUCUUGGCCUAUAUCCCGCAGUGACCACUGAUAGAAGGUUGGCCAGGCAGUACCAAACAUCUUUGACCUUGCAUCCCACCCACCAAAUCACAUGCACAAUCUGGCAUCAUCUUCACAAUGACCAAAGCAGGACUGCCCAGAGUGUGAGAGUGGACAUGUGGUGACACACAGGCACCCCCUAGCAAAGGUCAGUCAAGCUUGGUAUCUUUAGCCUUUGUACUGAAUAGCAGAGUGCUGGUAGGUGCAUCUUCUGAGUAACAUUUUAUGUGUCUGGUGAUCAUUUUAUAAAUGUCUUUUACAUGAUUUAUUCAUCUAGAACUCCUGACUGAAAUUUUUUUUAAAUUUUAUUUGUGUAACUGUUAUGUAGUGUAAAUAAUUACAUAAACUUAACUGGAAAAAACAAACUUUCUUAAUAAAGAGCUUUUCAAAAAAA
Molecule: messenger RNA, 4663 nt
Organism: Erpetoichthys calabaricus (reedfish)
Lineage: Eukaryota; Metazoa; Chordata; Cladistia; Polypteriformes; Polypteridae
Gene: tmem132a
Product: transmembrane protein 132A
Exons: 11
Coding region: 546-3833 (1095 amino acids)
Source: RefSeq, a predicted model, not a curated record